GGUAAACAAGAGAAUACAGUUUUAUAGGCGACAAACCAAAGUCAAAACAAGAAGAAAUGGGCUUUUUGGAGAAAAAUUUAGACGAGGCUGACAACCCAGGUCUUGAUUCUGUCUUGCACGUGGGCGAUCGUGUAUGCGUAUUUAUCCCUUCAGAGGAACUGAAAGAAGUUCAACGCGGAAAAGGAGGAUGGAGUAUGCGCAUGACAGAAUGUAUUGGAAGGAUUGGGAUAGUAAAACAAAUCGAAUCUAACGACAUCAUUGAAGUCCAGUACGAUGGAAUUUCAUGGCAGUUUUAUCAAGGCGCUGUUAGGAAAGUUUAUAAUAUCAAGCCGGGUGACACAGUUAAGAUACUACCAGGUGAAAAAGUCGUUGAAUUGUUGCAGCGAGGUCAUGGUGGAUGGGAAGAUGCUAUGAAAAAGGCAUGUGGGAAAAUAGGAAAAGUUGAGAAAAUAGACGGCGAUGGUGACGUUGUUGUACAGUUUGGACAGCAAGUCUGGGUCUAUAGUCCUGCUUGCCUUAUUCCUGCACCAGGUCAGAAGGUCCAUAAUCUGGAAUUGGUACAGACCGAAAUGAAACCAAAAGCAAAAGAAGAAAGUACAAGAAAUGACUUAUCCGACAGCCUUGCCAGACUUGUUGCACACAUGGUAAUCCUGGGUCAUCAACAAAGGAUGCAAACUAUUGGACCAGAGCAGAUGGUGCAAGCUGUAGUAAAAGGCGAUAUCGCUUCUGUUCAGCAAUAUAUCAAACUGAAGAAAGAUUUGGUUAACUGCAAGUUCAAAGAACUGACACCUUUGAUGUUUGCAAGUCAUGGAGGACAUUUGUCUAUAGUUAAGCUAUUAUUAGACAACGGAGCAAACUUGGAAACUCUUUCUGAGGACAGUAAUACAACGCUCCUCAUAGCUGCAGCCGGGAAAAAAGAAGCAAUUGCGUUAUAUUUACUGCAGAGAGGAGCAUCUGUCAAAGUAAUAGGGAGACAUAAGCGCACUGUCGCUCACCAUGCAAGUUACUUUGGAAUGAACGAGCUUCUAAGAGCUACCUUACAAAAGGGUAUUAACCCUAAUCUGCAGGAUGUAGAAGGUGACACACCAAUGCAUGAUGCAAUUGCAGCAGGAAACGACAAAGCAGUAGAAUUAUUACUUGCUAUUCCAUCAAUCAAUCUGACACUUCGUAACAACAAAGAUUUUAAUCUACUAAUUUUUGCUGCAUUCAAGGGAAAUGAUAAUGCGACAGAAAAACUGUUAGAAAAAUCCCCAGAGCUCUCUAAAACUACGAAAAAAAAUGGAUUUUCGGCCCUGCAUGUUGCUGCUAUCAAUGAUCAUCAAGAUGUCGCAGAAACUCUUUUAACAAAGGCUGACACGGACAUAAAUCUUAAGAAUGAAGGAGGGUUAACUCCUCUUCACGUUGCAUGUCAUGAAGCAUAUUUUGAAAUGGUUGAGCUGCUAAUUGAAAACGACGCCGAUGUCAAUACACAGAGUAAUACUGGGCAUACACCUUUACAUGUCACGCUUGGUGUUGAGCAACAAAAACUCCCAGGUCUGUUAGGAUUAAUGUUGAGUCGACCAAAUGACGAGAGCGAACGGGUGAAAAUCGCCUGUUUGUUAAUCGACAACGAUGCUGACACUACAAUCAAAGAUAAUACAGGGAAAACCCCCCUUCAAAUAUGCAAAAGUCCGAGAGUACGGGACGGAGUUCUUAACUUCAUAAAGCGAAUGCAACAAAAGAAAAGUCAGAGUGGAGCAACAGCCGCAGGUGAUCCAUUUUUGGCCCUUUUGUCUGCCUUGCUAGUUUUGCCCUGCAUUUCAUGUAACGAGAAUGUUGCCAACGCAACUUUCCGUCCAUGCGGUCAUAAAAUUGUGUGUGCUGAAUGUAGCGUUCGUUUUGACGCAUGUCCAAAGUGUAGAACUGGUGUUGAAGCACGAAUUGAUGACGAGGGAAGACGCAUCGUAUUAGAAAAUCCCUGUCAGGUGCAGUAAAAACAAUGGAGGAUAGAAUUUACCCGUCAAGACAUGAAGUGAACAAUAUUGUUAACCUAUAUGUAGUUUAAUGAGACUGUAUUUUAUAUAAGUUGUCUCCCAUGCAUGUUAUGUAUAUUCUUAAAUCAUCUUUGAAUGCUUCUUAGUAAAUAAUAUUAUUCUUAACAAGGAGUAGUAGAUAGCAAAUUAAAACAAUUGUCUAAUGCGAUAGCUUACUAUCCCGAACGGAAGACAACUGCCAUGUACUUAGUAGUCUAUGUCGUAAGAUCAUUUGAAAAGAAAUAUGAUUGAUGGCGGUUAUAAGUCAUCAUAAUAAAGUUAUAGACGUUUACUUCUAGGAAUAUUUAUACGCUCAUUUUAAUAAUCACUUAUUAUAAAAUGUAUUAAAACGUUAGAAUUACUCAUCCAAAUUCAUAUGUAAUGUUUAUAUAUCAAAAACAUGUAUCUAAUCUCUAAUCUGUAAAUGUUACUAUUAACCGUAUCAAUUUUACAGCACAAAAUGCGAUCCGUUUUUUUUUAGAGAGAAACCAUGUUUCUUUUGUCAUGAUCCAAAUUUAACUUCAGUCUUGAUUUAGCUAUGAUUGAGAUGUAUUUAUGCUAAACGUGGCAUCAAUCAAGUAGACUUUACACUACAAAUUAAUUUGUUGUGUCCAGUAUAUUCCAGUUUAAUCAAAUGUAAUUUAUAUUUGUAUUUUAUAGUAUUUUGAUAGUCUUAAAUUGUUUAACAUUUCACAGCGGUAUAACAUGUUACUUUAAUUAUUCUUCAUUUAGUUUAUUUAUUUUGUAUUUACCUUGUAUCAUAGUAUAAAUUUAUUUCUUCUGUGUA
Messenger RNA from Mytilus californianus (California mussel), 2799 nucleotides. Its product is annotated as E3 ubiquitin-protein ligase MIB2-like. Gene Ontology annotation, cellular component: cytoplasm. The transcript has 14 exons. The record is from RefSeq and is a predicted model, not a curated record. NCBI's taxonomy places the organism in Eukaryota, Metazoa, Mollusca, Bivalvia, Mytilida, Mytilidae. Bases 57 to 1973 code for a protein of 638 amino acids. Gene Ontology annotation, molecular function: ubiquitin-protein transferase activity; protein binding. Gene Ontology annotation, biological process: protein ubiquitination.